Messenger RNA from Venturia canescens, 10464 nucleotides. RefSeq names its product disco-interacting protein 2 (gene DIP2). The coding region runs from base 16 to 6651 and encodes 2211 amino acids. The record is from RefSeq and is a predicted model, not a curated record. The transcript is spliced from 15 exons. NCBI's taxonomy places the organism in Eukaryota, Metazoa, Arthropoda, Insecta, Hymenoptera, Ichneumonidae.
AAUUCGCGUGGGUCCAUGAGGCCCAUCUCGUUCGAGAAUUUGCGGAGGCUCGUUGGCCGCAAGAAGGACAGGAACGAGCCCUCCUUCAAGCGCAGCGAGUCCUUCAAGCGAAUAUCGAUCAGAAAAAGUUACCUCGAUCGCGGCAAGCGACGCAACAAAGUUCAAAAAACACCGGAAUCUAAUUCCAAAGAUGUCGAAGAUCGGUCCCGCCUCGAGACGGAAUAUCAGAAGGAGCCGUUGCAGAAGCUCAAUGGCACCACUACGAGCAUCGUUAUUCAGGACGAUCAAGAACCGAGAAAGAUUCAAAAAGCUGCCGGUACGAUUGGCUAUGACGAAUGGAUUCACGACGUCAAUAGCCCGCAAGAUAAAAUUCGGGACGACUACGAAUCGCCGCGUCAAGCCCUGCCCCGUGUCAGGAACAGCAAAACUCCGCAUCCCACCGCCAUUCAAGCGGUCAAAACUGGUAGCGUGACGGAAGAAUUGGCCGUAUUGAGAUUGGACAGUUCACCUGUUUUUCCGAGAUGCCUCAAGAGCCCCGUCGUACCUACCGUGACCGAAAUAAUACCGGAAUCCAUCGACGAAUCGAUCGUUCACGAUGUUUCCAGUCCCGUUGAAGGACCGCCGAGCGUUAGCGUCAGUUUGGGACGAGUUUGGCGCGACGCUGUUCCAGUUCCGUUCCCACAACAAUUGAACUCCUCCGGUGCUGCUCACCAUUCCCUGGACAGCGGGCUCAAGGAGAGGAAAGCUCAGCCAACCGUUGCCAGGACGGUCUCAGCGCCGGAGAAAAGUUUGUCAACGUCCAAAGACUCGAGCACGUCGUCUUUCAGCUUUUCCCUCUCGAUAUCCAGGCUCGCCGAUCUCAGGAGCAACAAGAACGGCUUCUUUCGUCGCAAAGCACCGAAGCCAUCGCCCAGCGUCAGCAGCGACGGGUAUUUCAAACGGACGAGUGCAGCACCGAGAAGGUCGAGCAGUCGGAGAAGAGUCACGAGGACUUCCCAGAGAAAAAAUCACCCCAAAAAAAUGACGACCAAAGAGACGAUGCGACCCGCCAGCCCAGUUUGGUUCGUGCCCCCUGAAAAACGUCGAUCCAAAAGGCAGCGGAGGGUCUGGCGUGAAAUUCGUUGCUUGACCGUCGAAGAAGACAACAAUCCGUUGGCUGAGGCUAAAUCGGACGAUUGGUCGUCCAACGUUUCGGACGAAUUCGACGAUCAACAGUUGCUGCUUUCCGGUGACUUCAACGAAAGACGCGAUGUUUUUCGGCCCCGGCCAGCACCGCCGUCCUCGUCUCUCGGUACCGCGACCUCGUCGAGCGCGUGCUCGCGGAUUUCCACCUCGUCGUCGAAAUCGUCCGAAGGCUCGGGGUGUCCGGCCCCCAAAAUCAGCGACUUCAACGAGGACAAACUCUUCAGUGAAGAGCUCAGAGUCAGUGGGAUUCUGGCCCAGAGACCGACGUGGCGCUCCUCCGCGACGACCCCCUCCAUCAACUACUUCGCGAGCGCCCAGUUCUUGACCUUUCUAACGAAAAAUUCGAGUCUCGGCUCGUUGGGAAGUGAGAAAAAAGACAACUCCCGACACUACCGAUGCUUCUCGUCGAGCGACAGCGAAACCGAAGAUCGAAAUGAUCGCACGCCGAGCGAUAACGAGGGGAAAAUCCUCAGAGAUCGUCCCAAAAAUAAAGAAACCCCGAGAGAUAAUCAAACGAGUCAACAGCAAAGGAGAGCAGGACCUAAGAGACGUCCGCUAAGAAGAAAGUCACAGCUCAAACGAGCCAACGGUGGACAGCCGGUUUAUCUCGUUCGCAAGUGUUCUUCCCUCAGGAGACGACCCAGGGACAUUACACAGAAGGGCUACGAAAAGAAACGAACUCGUUUGCUGCAGCAAUACGCCUCGAAGCAGUUGGCAGGCAGUGGAAACGGCAGUGGCGUCGUUGGCGUUAGCGGGGGUGAAAGAACGGGUUAUGGGAGCGGUGGUGGCGGCGGCGGGGGUGGAGGAGGUGGCGGACGACCCCAACCACGUGCAAGGCGGACGCAGCGGCGGGUCACGCACUCGGAGAAGCGUUAUCACUCAGGAGGCCGGCUAAUACCCGCUGGUAUCGCGACUCCUCCGGGUUCGGGCAGAUCUACGGGAAACUCCGCGGUCAACUCAAAUUCGGCAGCCGCCAGACGCGGAAAUCGCAGACUUACGCGCAAUGAAAGCCGCUACCAUUCGGAGGUGCGCCAAGAGGCGGUGCAACAGGCAUUGGCAGCGAUGCAGGGUCGUCCGAAGCCAUCAUUGCCGAUGCCAUCGAAGAGAACAUCCGUAAUGGCAAGAUCACCGGAUCGUGAUCGUCGUGAUAGUGGCGAAUCGAGUAGUGACGAGGACAGCGUCGUUACGGAGGAAAGUCCUGGGGCUGGUGGUCCAACCGGAACAGGAUUAUCGGACACGAGUAGUACGGGAUCGGCGCGUGAUACUCCACCACCCCCGAGACCACCGGCUCGAAGGCCACCCGCCGACAUAACUGACAUCGCCGAAUAUACACCACACGCUUAUUGCAAUAUACAGCCACCGGAUGUGACACACACAACGACACAAUCGCGCAGGCCAGGGGCUGAUCGUGUCAACCGUUAUCACGUUGUCGAAGAAAAUAACACCGGUACAACCGGACGAUGGAAAGUUUCAGCCAAAAUUCAACAAUUAUUAAACACCUUGAAACGACCCAAAAGACGACCUUUGCCCGAAUUUUACGAAGAUGACGAUAUUGAACUUGAGAUCGCUGCCAAUCCAAAAGAUCCGAAUGCACCUAAGCCCGAAGGUAGUUCCAUGACUUCUGCCGUGGGUGAACAACUUUCUGUUCCUUCGGGUUUACCCAGAUCUCUUGAAGCUGCGAUACAAAGGUAUGGUUCGGCAACGUACAAAGCUCCUGCAGCAACAGUUCUUGAUCCAAAUGGAAAGCUCUGUGUCACAUUGACCUAUGGAAAGCUGCUUUCUCGUUCUCAUAAAAUAGCCUACACCCUGUUGAACAAAGCUCUGAGCCGUAACAUCGGUGACGUUUGUCUGAAACCAGGCGACAGAAUAGCUCUUGUCUAUCCAAACAAUGAUCCGAUAAGCUUUAUGUGUGCUUUCUACGGCUGUCUACAAGCUGGUAUAGUUCCGGUACCAAUCGAAGUACCUCUCACACGUCGCGAUGCAGGAUCACAGCAGAUCGGCUUUUUAUUGGGCAGCUGUGGCAUCCAAGUGGCACUUACCAGCGAAGCUUGUCUCAAAGGCUUGCCCAAGACUGCAGCAGGCGAAGUUGUGGCCUUUAAGGGCUGGCCAAAAUUGCAUUGGUUUGUCACGGAGCAUUUGGGUAAAACGCCGAAAGAUUGGUUGCCACCGCCAAGGUUGACGGAUGAUACACCAGCGUACACAGAGUACACGACAGACAAAGAUGGUUCUGUGAUGGGUGUAACAGUGACAAGAGCCGCGAUGUUGUCGCACUGUCGAGGUUUGACAAUGGCUUGUGGUUACACCGAGGGUGAAAACGCCGUCUGCGUUCUCGAUUUCAAGCGAGAAGUUGGUUUGUGGCACAGUACGUUGACGAGUGUGCUCAAUGGAAUGCACGUCAUAUUUAUUCCAUACGCACUUAUGAAAGUGAAUCCAGCGAGUUGGAUGCAAAUGAUAACAAAGCACAGGGCCAGCGUAGCUGUUGUUAAAUCGAGGGAUCUCCAUUGGGGUCUCCUCGCAACAAAAGAUCACAAAGACAUAUCGUUAUCAUCGCUGAGACUUCUGUUGGUUGCUGACGGUGCUAAUCCCUGGUCUCUCUCCUCCUGUGAUCAAUUCCUCUCGGUAUUCCAAUCCAAAGGUCUACGUCCCGAUGCUGUUUGUCCUUGCGCAUCCUCCUCCGAGGCACUCACCGUCUCCGUCAGGAGACCUGGACGCGCCGGGGUCAAUGCCACCGGUCGGGGUGUCCUCUCUAUGUCAGGACUCAGCUACGGCGUGGUCAGGGUUGAUCAAGAGAACUCGCUCACUUCCUUGACUCUUCAGGAUUGCGGACAAGUGAUGCCUGGAAGUAUUGUUGUCGUCGUAAAAAUCGAAGGUCAACCGUUUAUAUGUAAAACCGACGAAGUCGGUGAAAUUUGCGUGCACAGCCCGGCGACUGGGUCACAAUACUGGGGUCUCCAGGGACUGACGAACAACACUUUCAAAGUUUCGCCGCUUCAAGCGGAUGGAACACCGACCGGAGAUGUCGAAUAUACGCGCUCUGGUCUUCUCGGAUUCCUCGGACCCGGCGGUCUCGUGUUCGUGUGUGGAUCACGUGACGGUCUCAUGACUGUAACAGGUAGAAAACACAAUGCCGACGACAUUAUCGCAACGGUGUUGGCAGUUGAGCCAAUGAAGUUCAUAUAUCGUGGGAGAAUCGCUGUGUUCAGCGUUCGCGUUUUGCGGGACGAGAGGAUAUGCGUUGUCGCCGAACAGAGACCGGACUGCAGUGAAGAAGAGAGUUUCCAGUGGAUGUCUCGAGUUUUGCAAGCAGUGGAUUCGAUUCAUGCAGUAGGAAUUUAUUGUCUGGCUUUGGUGCCACCGAACUAUUUGCCCAAAACGCCACUCGGUGGUAUUCAUUUGUCGGAGACUAAGAGGAGAUUCCUCGAGGGUACAUUACAUCCGGCAAACGUAUUACUGUGUCCCCACACGUGCGUGACGAAUUUGCCAAAACCCCGAGAAGUGCAUUCGGCGGGGGAUUCUGUUGCAGAUGUCGGUCCUGCGAGUGUCAUGGUCGGGAACAUCGUGCAGGGCAAUCGUCUCGCUUCGGCUCAGGGUCGUGACAUGGGCGUUUUGGAUGAGGAUAGUGACAACGCCAAAAAGUAUCAGUUUAUAUCGGAAAUUCUCCGAUGGCGAGCUGUCAGCACAUCGGAUCACGUAAUCUUCACAUCACUGAACGCAAAGGGUGCAAUUGCGACAUCGUUGUCGUGCUCGCAACUUCACAAAAAGGCUGAGCGCAUAGGGAAUUUAUUGCUCGAUCGCGGACGCAUUAAUACCGGGGACCACGUAGCUUUAAUAUUUCCACCUGGCACAGAUUUGAUUUGUGCUUUUUAUGGUUGUCUCUAUGUCGGUGCUGUACCUGUCACGAUCAGACCACCGCAUCCACAAAAUUUGCAAACAACACUGCCAACUGUUCGCAUGAUCGUCGACGUCAGUAAAUCCGUUCUCGUACUCACCAAUCAAAAUAUCCUGAAACUCCUGAAAACGAAGGAAGCGAACAACGUCGUCGAAGUUAAAAGUUGGCCAACUGUUCUCGACAUGGACGACAUGCCAAAGAAGAAACUUCCGGUAAUGUAUCGCGCUCCAACCGCGGAAAUGUUGGCCUAUCUCGACUUCAGCGUCUCGACAACGGGAAUGUUGGCUGGAAUUAAAAUGUCACACGCUGCUGUCACGUCACUGUGUCGAGCAAUGAAACUGGCUUGCGAACUUUAUCCAUCACGACACAUUGCUCUUUGUCUCGAUCCAUAUUCCGGGUUGGGUUUUGCUCUGUGGUGCUUAAGCAGUAUAUACAGUGGGCAUCAUUCGAUUCUCAUACCGCCUUCGGAGGUUGAGGCGAAUCCAGCUCUAUGGUUAUCAGCCGUGAGCCAAUCGCGCGUACGUGACACAUUUUGUUCGUACGGUGUAAUGGAACUUUGCACUAAAGGUUUAGGGUCGUCGGUACACGCGCUAAAAGCUCGCGGAGUUAGUUUAGCGUGUGUGAGAACGUGCGUGGUUGUGGCUGAGGAAAGGCCACGGAUAGCUCUAACAACGAGCUUUAGUAAACUUUUCUCAGCGUUGGGAUUGAGUCCACGUGCCGUUUCAACUUCGUUUGGUUGUCGUGUCAAUACUGCCAUAUGUCUCCAGGGUGCCUCGAGUCCAGAACCAUCGACGGUCUACGUGGAUCUUCGAGCCCUUCGAAACGAUCGUGUUUCAUUGGUGGAACGUGGAAGUCCACACUCUUUGUGCCUGAUGGAAUCGGGGAAAUUGUUACCAGGUGUAAAGGUCAUAAUAGCGAAUCCCGAAACGAAAGGACAAUGCGGCGAUUCCCAUCUCGGUGAAAUUUGGGUACAAUCGUCGCAUAAUGCGAGCGGUUAUUUCACGAUUUAUGGGGACGAGAGCGACUAUGCCGAUCACUUUAACGCGCGCCUCGUCACCGGCAAUACCGGCGAAGUUUACGCGAGAACAGGAUACCUCGGAUUUCUUCGAAGAACCGAAUGCGUUCAGCAAUCCGCCGUUGGUGAAGUUCCCGGCGAUACUAGCUCAGCAUCCGAAGUCGACAUCGCACCCGGUGAUGCUGAACUUCACGACGCCGUUUUUGUGGUUGGCGCACUCGACGAAGCCAUUCUACUCCGGGGAAUGCGCUAUCAUCCUAUUGAUAUUGAAAACAGCGUCAUGAGGUGUCACAAAAAAAUUGCUGAAUGUGCGGUCUUUACGUGGACGAAUUUAUUGGUGGUCGUGGUAGAGCUAAACGGGAGUGAGAGCGAAGCGUUGGAUCUCGUAGCUCUGGUGACGAGCGCUGUACUCGAAGAGCAUCAUCUCGUGGUCGGUGUCGUCGUGGUGGUCGAUCCUGGGGUCGUGCCGAUAAAUUCACGCGGCGAAAAGCAGCGGAUGCAUCUGCGGGAUGGUUUCCUCGCGGAUCAAUUAGAUCCAAUUUACGUGGCGUACAAUAUGUGAGCGGUUACGAACGCGAUCGUAAAAUUAUUCCUCUUCGCGGCUGCUGUUAUUAUUUCUUUUACCGAGUUCAUUAUAAUCGUUUAAUUUAUAUGACAAAAAGGUCCGAGAGUCCGGAUAGGAGCGCGAUAAUCUGUGAAUUAAUUAACGGCUGUACGUAUUAAGUACGUAAUUCGUCAUACGUCAAAUGAGCCAUGAUUAUUUUUAUUUUGUUUUUUCUCACGUCACAAGAAUUACGCUGACGCCGAUGGCUUUUUUCUUGUAAUAUCAUUAUUCUUGCGUUUUUAUUGUUUCGCUUUGACGCGAGGUUGUACAGGGCAGCUACCAGAUAAUUCUUGUUUAUCGUUUAUAUUCGAGUCCCGUUGUGACAAGGGACAGACUGACGGAUCAGCGUUAAUUCAAGAAAAUCGACCAUUUUUCAGGGGAAAAAAGAUCACUGAAACGAAUUUCAUUCUGAUAUACUGGAAUGUUUUUUACAGAGACCUUACUAUUCGAUCGAUUUUCGGACGUGAGAAAAAUUUAAGUAGUUUCAAGUUCGCGAGGAAUAUUAUUAGAGUUUUGUGAACUUUCCGUCGAAUCGUCACGAUACUAUUUGAUAAUAGUGUACCAUUUUUCCAUAAAUUUUCAUUUCUAUCGAGCGAAAGACACGAGCGAGACUUUCGAUUCGUAGAAUACACUUCGUCGACGUAGGCUCAAGGGAAAAUAUAAAUAAACGAAGGGGCUGGAUAUCGAUGAUCUUUAAUCUAAAAUAAAAAAUAAAAAAACUAAAGAACCAAGAAUUUUAAAGAAUAGAUGAAAACUUCGACUCGACGUCAAUAUUUGACACGUACAACACGUUCUACGAUGUCCCCGAGACAAGUGCGCCUCGCGCAUAACGCUCAAAGAACGGUACUACAAGAGCACAAACUUUAUAUAUACAUAUUCUCACUUGAUACAAACAUUUUAAAAAUAUCCUUCGACUUUGUAUGUUAUAUUUUUUUAAUUUAAUGACGAUUGCUCAAAGUUUGAGAUGAGAAAAAAGCGAAAAUUACUCGAGCCAGCCCCGAUUUUUCGAAAGACAAAAAACUGUCUCGUUUUAUCUACAUGACGUUUUUAUAUUGUCACACGAUUGUUUUGAAUUAUCGCAAGAUAGAAAAACGUUGUACAUUUGUUAAUAAUUUUAUAUGUUUUCUUCUUUAUUUUUCUUUCUAUCUGUUUCUUAUUUCUAUUAUUAAUAUUCGCGACGAUCACAGCACGCGCAAAGUAUGUUAUAACACGUACUAUUUAACUGUAAUCAACUCGUACACCGGGUUAGUGAGAAAGAGAUGAAGAAAAUGGUAUAAAAAAGACGAUUAAUCGCGCGUAUAUCGACGCCCCGAUCGUUCGUAUGGAAGAAAAAUACUUAUAGAUUAGAGCGAGCAUUGCCAUUAACGACGAUAAUAUAGGUAUGAUUGUUAUACGAAUACUUUGUCAGUGCAAUACACAGACGCGUGUAUAAUCGCGAGCUAACACAAGAAAGAAUGAGAAAAUACAAGAGAAAUGAGAGCCCUGAAACUUGGACCGUUAGAGGUUGGCUUUAUUUUGUAAAUAAAUAUGAAAAAAAUGAGAGAAUAAGAAAAGAAACAACAACCGAGUAUUAAGUUGGCGCAAAAAUUAUCUCAUGCAUCGUCGCUCGAAUCGUGUAUCGCGAAGAAUACCCCAUAAUUAUAGCGACAGCUGUGACAACGUAUUCAAUCGCGUGUAUUUAUAUCUAUUAAACGAAAAAAUAACACACACACACAACCGAUAGUGAUUUACGAUAAUUCCGGUAUUGAAAGUUGUUUUUUCACGAAAUACCGUGCCAUUUUCGUUUCUCUUCUUUUCAAUCUUUCAUUUUUUGUUCACUCGAUACUUUCUCGUAUCGCGAAUAUCCACGGACUUUUGACGUACUGGAUUUCUUGCUGGAGAGCUUGAGAGAGUGAGCAUGACUAUUAUUGACACUUUUUUUUUGCAAUUCAUUGAAUUCUUACGUUAGUUGCCCCCGAUCAAAGUAGGCUUGUGCAAUUUUCAAGAAAUCCACCUUCUUAAAAUCCUUCGGAUUCCUUUCAUUUUUUUCUAAUUCAUUUACCGUUCAGACCGAUCUCGUUGAUCUCAUUAAUUAUCCUACUUACAAGCGUUAAUUAUCGAUUCGUAUUAUCUUUAAAAAACACGAAAUUCGGAGAAUUUUUCAUCUCUGGGUGCAAGAGAAAACAAGAAAUUUUGGAUCGUUCGAUCGAGACUUGGACUUGAACUACUUGAGAUUGAGAGACUGAACGUCAUCAUAUUCUGCCAAAAAUACCGUCAUUCGAUUUUUCAAAUCAAUGAGAACACUCUGGAAAAAUGAGACAAACGUUUUUUCAAAAUCUCCAAACGAAUAUUCGAGAUCGAGAAAAAGAACCGAUUGCAACUUGGCCACAAAAGAAAUUUCAUUUUCUCCGACACUUUUUUUUCUGCAGUAUUCGACUCCAUCGUUUUCUCAUGAUCAAAAAAACCAUCAGCAACUAAAUAACUAGCAUCAAAUUUUUAUUUUCCUAAACGGUAAGAUUAAAUUUCGUAGUUAGAAUAAAAACAAAAGAAUAAGAAAAAUCUUAUAGCGAACAGUUGCAUUUUUAAAAACGCAUACUCUCCGAAUCAAAUUUUCUACGAAUUUUCAAAAUCUCAUUUCAUCGUGCCUAUAAUAUCAUGAACAUUUUUUCACCCCCACAAGAUUCGAAUAAACAGAAACAAAAACCGAAUCUAUAGGUAGCCAGACGGAAGAGAGGAAAAAAUGAGAAAUGAAAAACGGAAUGACAUUGCACAACCCAACAAUAAAUCGGGGGAGGGGGGGGGGGGGUGGUGAGAGAGCAUGUAUGCUGUGUGACUGCGAGGAACGACGGUUUUCUCAAUUAUGUAUAAAUGUUGAUACUAGCUAGUAAGAAUGUGGAAUACUUGUCAUUUUUGUUGUUUUUAUUACAUCGCCACGUUCGAGAAGAGCCUUCUUUAUUAUUAUUUUUAAUUCCUUGGGUAGUAAGACGACGAAAUGAAUGUUCGAAACGAAUUCCACGGGGGAUUCCACAAAGGAAGAUCUUCCGAAUCAUUGUGUUAUAAUCGAAUGAAGAGAGAAAAUAAGAUGUAGCGUCGAAUUGAUCGUUUUUCUUUUCUUCUUAGGGAGUUUACGAGGCAGGCAGGAUGUGCUGUGUAUAUAUAAAGGAAAUUUUCUCUUCCCUCCCUCCCGUGUUAGAGGUAUCGAAAUACGAUAUAUAGUUUGUACGUUGAAGUAUACUAUAAUUAUUAUUAACUGUCUCUAUCGCGUAGCGUUUACUAUGUCGGAUUAAUCUUAACGAAUAAAAAAAAAAGAAAAGAAAAAUCACUCACUCGCGUAUCCUUUCCCGCGUAAAUCCCAUCGGUGACGUUUCGUCCCUAACCUCAAUCCGAUACCCGAUCAUAAACCCUCUCCGAUCUCUCUAACAUUCAUCUCUUAAUUCACAUGAUAAUGGAAGAUUUAAAUAAAUACAAAUCUAUAUAUAUAAAUAAAGAUCGAAGAAAACUGCCGUUGCAGUUUCCUUUUUGUAGCGUUUUUCUAACAAGCUGUGCCACACACUUUUAAUCUCUGGCGUGUACUAAACAAUAACGUUGUUUCCCUCUCUGUACCGUUUUUUCGGUCAUCGCAUAUCCCAUGCGUUCGUUAAGGGACUACAAAUAUAAAGGUACGAAAAAAACAAAAAAUAUAUAUACAAAAACGAAAGAAACAUUUGUAAUAACUCAACAUGCCCAAUUCUAUAUUUACGAAGAGCAUUGCACAGAGCGAGUCAUCAUUAAUAAACGUAAUGUACAUUUUUA